Messenger RNA from Scutellospora calospora, 135 nucleotides. The record is from the annotation of a GenBank genome assembly. Lineage: Eukaryota; Fungi; Glomeromycota; Glomeromycetes; Diversisporales; Gigasporaceae.
AUGGAUAUUACUAUGUUCAUUACUGCAUUGGACGAUAAAUCGUCAACCGAAAAUUGUGCAGCACAAGUUAUGUUCUUAAUAAAAGCAAACAAUAACGCUAAAUGGUGCCUUUACCAUGAAAAUGUCGAAAAAUGA